Molecule: messenger RNA, 321 nt
Organism: Symbiodinium necroappetens
Lineage: Eukaryota; Dinophyceae; Suessiales; Symbiodiniaceae
Source: the annotation of a GenBank genome assembly
AUGCAGGACGCGAAGCGUUCGGCUGCCGCCUUCCAUGAGCUGGAUGCGCUGCUGGGGAUGAUCAUUGCGCUUCGGGAGGCAAACGGUGGCACUGGCCCCGACGAGCGCGAGACAAACUUGAAGCUCGUCUACGAGCAGGUGUACCGCUCGAUUCAGCGAUCGACCGAAGAGGCCAACAAGAUCCGCCAUGAGAUUCAGGAGUUGGACAGUUUCUGCCGGAAGGGCUACAUCCCUCCUGUCUACGAUGCCUACAACGCCUCCCAGCAGGACAUCCAGAAAAUGCGAGAGCUCCAUCAAGCAACAGCACCCAUAGAGGAGAAG